UCUGUUUCUGUUUCUGGUUCUGCCUCUGCCUCCGCUUUUGCUUUUGGCUCUGCCUGCGAUGUUAUCUAAGCGCAGAGCUCGCCGCGCUGCGCUUCUUAUCAGUGCUUUAUCAGUUUUGUUUCGAAUAAUUCCGAGGCGAGCGAAGGAAGUCGACCGCAGCAGAGAGCCUCGGUCUCGGGGUCUCCGGGCCGCGAUAUCUUAUUUCAGUUGGCGGCAGCGGCGGCGGCGGCGGAGCGACGAGAGAGAGAUACGAAUCCAAAACCGAAUCCCAAACCGAAUCCGAAUCCCAAUUCGAGUGCGAGUACGAGUACGAGUUCCAGCCAAGAGGCAAAGAUAAACAACUUGCCCGGCAUCCCGGCAUCAACAAACAUCAGCUGUGCUGCGUCGUCAUCGCAUCGCAUCGCCGCUCGGUUCGCUCGGUAUCCGUAUCGGUUGUAUCUGUAUCUCUCAGCGCGCACGAAUUUCAUUACUCACCGCCCCAGCCGGUCGCUCCGAGUCUCAGUUUGCCGUGGAACGCGGAGCAGGCAGCAAGCACGAGCGGUACGCGGUACUCAGUUCUCGAUACCCGAUACCCGACACCCGAUACCCGAUACCCGACUCCCAGCGGUUCGAGGGAAACAUUCGAAAGCGAUUCGCCGCUGAACGUUCGUCAGCGAAAAUUUGAAUAAUUGCAGCAAAGUGAUUCAAAGUGAGUCAAAGUGAGUUCCCACGUGCAGUGACAACAUAAUUGCGCCGAAGUCUGGCCAAAACUGAAGAGCCAAAACAUGUGCGAGUGAGAAGGUGAAGAGCCCAACUAAGCCCGGAUUACCACAAGUGGAUUACCAUAUACGAACCAGAGAACAAUGCUCAGCAGCAAUUCCAGAGGUGAUUGUUCCGAUACCACAGAAGAGAUGACCGUCGACAGCAGAGAUUCCAAAGAUUUGACCGCCCAGGAAAUGGGCGAGGACAAGCAGCAGCUGCUGGAGGACCAGCUGGAGGACCAGUUGGAGGACUCGCGGGAGCAGCAGGAAAACACCAACAAUAUCAACAACAACAACAAUAACAACGAUGAUGAUGAUGGCGGAGAUGAGGAUGCGGCCUUCGAUCAGCCAGAAGAGACUAAUCCCGAGCGGGAUCAGGAUUUGGGGGAGACGGAGAUGGACUCGAACCAGGAUCCCCGGCAGGAGGAGCCCGACGAGAGCCCCAGCACUCCGCCGCGGAGUCCCUGCUCCCCGCAGCUGAUCCCCAAGCUGGAGCAGCCCUCCACUCCGCCCUCGGAGGCGGAGCCCUCGCCGUGCCCCUCGCCCAAGUUCCCCAAGCUGCGGCUCAACGCGCUCCUCGCCUCGGACCCCGCCCUCAAGCCGGACGCCAAGGAGCUCACCCUGCCGGACUCCCGCCUGCUGGCUCCUCCGCCUCUGGUCAAGCCGGAGCCCCCAGCCCCGUCCCAAUCCCAAUCGCAGUCGCAGCCGCAACAGCAGCCGGAGGUGGUGGAGCCCCUGCUGAAGCCGGCCAGGUUCAUGUGCCUGCCUUGCGGCAUCGCCUUCAGCUCGCCCUCGACGCUGGAGGCCCACCAGGCGUACUACUGCUCCCACAGGAUCAAGGACACGGACGAGGCCGGCAGCGACAAGUCGGGCGCGGGCGGGUCCGGGGCCUCCGCCGGCGAGGGAGCGGGCUCCUCGGGCGGAUCCGCCGAGCCGCCGGCCAAGAUGGCCAGGACCGGGAAGCAGUACGGCUGCUCGCAGUGCUCCUACAGCGCGGACAAGAAGGUGUCCCUCAACCGGCACAUGCGGAUGCACCAGACCUCGCCGGCGGCUCCCACUCUGGCCAGUCUGCCCAGCAUGCCCAAUCUGCCCAGCCUGCCCAAUCUACCUGGUCUGCUCCAGAACGGGAUGACGCCGCCGCAGCUGGGAGUGGGAGUGGCGGCCAGCCAGCUGGAGGACAGCCCUAGUCAACAGACGGACCGCUACUGCAGCCACUGUGAUAUCAGGUUCAACAACAUCAAGACCUACCGGGCGCACAAGCAGCACUACUGCAGCUCCAGGCGGCCGGAGGGCCAGCUGACCCCCAAGCCGGACGCCUCGCCGGGAGCGGUGGUGGGAUCGGGGGCCGCAGGAGGAGCCACCACCCCGGCGGCUGCUCCAGGAAAGCUGAGCCCGCAGGCCAGGAACAAGACGCCCACUCCCGCGAUGGUGGCUGCUGCUGCUGCCGCGGCGGCGGCCGCCUCCCUCCAGGCCUCCUCCCACUCGCACCCGCCCUUCCUGGCCCUGCCCACCCACCCGAUCAUCAUCGUGCCCUGCUCGCUCAUCCGGGCGGCCAGCUUCAUCCCGGGUCCCCUCCCCACUCCGAACUCGGGCAUCGUGAACCCGGACACCACCUGCUUCACCGUGGACAACGGCACCAUCAAGCCCCUGGCCACCGCGCUCAUUGGAGCCUCCUUGGAGCCGGAGCGCCCCUCGGCGCCUUCAUCCGCCGCGGAGGCCACGGAACCCAAGAGCAGUCCGCCGGAACCCAAAAGGAAGGAGGCGGGCAGCAGUCGGGAAUCUGCGCCUCUGGAUCUCUCGCUGCGGCGGUCGCCCAUUCCGCUGAGCUCCCUCAGCCUGAGGCAGCGCCAACUGCGCAGUGCCCUCCUGGACGUGGAGGAGGUGCUCCUGGGAGCCGGCAAGGAGAACGUGGAGACCCCGCGCAGGGGACGCAGCGUGACCCCCGAGCAGAUCGUGUGCGCCCCCUCCCUGCCGAGCAGUCCCUCCAUGAGUCCCUCGCCCAAGCGGCGGGCCAUCAGCCCGCGGAGCUCCGGGGCAGGGAGCGCCUCCUCGAUGUCGCCGCCGGGCCUCAACGUGGCCGUGCCCCACCUGCUGGACAUGCGCUCCAUGCUGCCCGCGGACUUCGGCCUCUCGGAGUCGCUGCUGGCCAAGACCAAUCCGGAGCUGGCGCUCAAGCUGGCGGCCGCAGCUGCAGCAGCGGUGGCGAGCGGCGGCGGGGCGGCAGCCUUUCCGGCGGCUCCCCUUCCCGCCCAGACCGGCGGCGGCAACCCGGGCGGCGGCGGCGGAGCAUCCGGUGGCCCCCAGCAGCCGCAGAUCUACGUGAAGCAGGGCGUGUCCAAGUGCAAGGAGUGCAACAUCGUGUUCUGCAAGUACGAGAACUACCUGGCUCACAAGCAGCACUACUGCGCGGCCAGGAACCAGGAGGGAUCCGGGUCCGGCGAGGGGGAGGCCAAGUCGGCCGUUUCCCCCUCGAAUCCCGGCGCAGGGGGAUCGGCGGGAGGAGGAGCGGGAGGAGAAGCUGCCGCUUCCGGGGUGGAGACCACCCCGGUGGCCUACCAGCAGCUCAUCUGCGCCGCCUGCGGCAUCAAGUACACCUCGCUGGACAACCUGCGGGCGCACCAGAACUACUACUGCCCCAAGGGAGGAGCGGCCGCUGCGCCCGCGGUGGCGCCCCCCGAUCCCGGACAGCUGGCGCUGGCCAAGGAGAAGUGCGGCAAGUGCAAGGGCCUGCACGAGAUCGGGCUGCCCUGUCCGGCGCCCGCGCCACCAGCCCCCGCCUCCAACUCGAACUCGAACUCCGGCGCGCAGCCCGCCUCGAACAGCCUGAACAAGUGCCCCGUGUGCGCCGUGGUGAGUCCCACGGCGGCGCUGGCCAAGAAGCACAUGGAGAUGCACGGCACCGUGAAGGCGUACCGCUGCAGCAUCUGCCAGUACAAGGGCAACACGCUGCGCGGCAUGCGCACCCACAUCCGGACGCACUUCGACAAGAAGACCAGCGACGUGAACGAGGAGCACUACAUGACCUGCAUCUUCGAGGAGGAGGGCUCCGCCGCGUCCCAGGAGCUGCCUCCCCUGGCGGCAGCAGGAGUGGCUGCAGCGGCGGGCCACGAUGCCAUGGAGCACCCCUCGCAGAUGUUCAACUGCGACUACUGCAACUACGCCUCCAGCUACAAGGGCAAUGUGCUGCGACACAUGAAGCUGAUGCACCCGCACGUGGCCCUCAACUCGCCCUCCAUCUCCCCCGACGCCAGGGAUCAGGAGGUAACCUCGAAUCCCACCUCGAACCUGCUCUCCAACUCCGAUGGCUCCAACGGGGAGGCGACCAGCUUCCACAUCAAGUCGGAGCCCCUCGAUCCUCCGCCGACGAGCCUGAGCCUGAGCCUGGUGCACGAGAACAACAACUCGCCGGUGACCACGCCGCACAUCAAGGACGAGCCCAUGGACGUCCUAGCAGAGGCUUCCCCCGGCGGACUGGUGCCGCCGAUGGCCUCUCCGCUGAGCAACAGCAGCGUGGCCGCCGCAGCCGCCGUCGCCGCCGCCGAGGUGAUGAAGAAGUACUGCUCCGCCUGCGACAUCUCCUUCAACUACGUGAAGACCUACCUGGCGCACAAGCAGUUCUACUGCAAGAACAAGCCGGUCCGCCCGGAGGCGAGCGACAGCCCCAGCCCGAACCUGAUGGGCGGGGCCGGGGGCGUGGGCAUCGGCGGGAUAGUGGGCGGCAUGGUGGGCGGCCACGGGCAGCAGAAGAACAAGGAGAACCUGCAGGAGGCGGCCAUUUGAGAGCGCCAGCUGCGGUGGGAGGCGCAGCGCAGGCAGCUGGAGUGGUACUACACCUGCUUCUGAGCAGGGAACCUUCUCGAAUCGCAAGCACAGCAACCCUCAAUCAACGACAGUAUUCCCGGAGAAUCUCCCUGUCGCUGCCCUCCACUUCCACUUCCACUCCCGCUCCAGGUUCCAAUCGCCACUGGGGGAGCGACUCCUUCGACCGACUCCUUCCGAUCGAUAGCAGUAGGCACACACAUACUGUUCCGUACACGCAUAUAUAGCUUACCUAUACAUACAGAUAACAGAUAUAGACAUAUAGAUUACCUAAACGUAGACGCGUACCCAUGCAGUGGGAACCAUGACAUAUAAUGCAUGCCAAAGCUUACCACUUAGACAGAAACUAAUCGAGUGCAAGAAACUACAAGUUUUCAACGGAUUGCGCGGACGGAGAAGACGGAGUGUUCCAAUCCAAUAGAUCCAAUAUUAUUGUGUAAUUGGCUCGCUGUUCCACGCAGAAGAGCGAGAGAUCCAAACUGUGUAAUUUAACUGAGUACAUUAUUUAUUAAGUGUGUGCGACAAUAAAACUAAUUAAUUUAUUCAACAAUAA
Molecule: messenger RNA, 5112 nt
Organism: Drosophila ficusphila
Lineage: Eukaryota; Metazoa; Arthropoda; Insecta; Diptera; Drosophilidae
Gene: ush
Product: zinc finger protein ush
Biological process (GO): positive regulation of transcription by RNA polymerase II; heart development; negative regulation of transcription by RNA polymerase II
Cellular component (GO): nucleus
Molecular function (GO): RNA polymerase II-specific DNA-binding transcription factor binding
Source: RefSeq, a predicted model, not a curated record